Molecule: messenger RNA, 1377 nt
Organism: Australozyma saopauloensis
Lineage: Eukaryota; Fungi; Ascomycota; Pichiomycetes; Serinales; Metschnikowiaceae
Product: kynureninase
Exons: 1
Coding region: 1-1377 (458 amino acids)
Biological process (GO): NAD+ biosynthetic process
Cellular component (GO): cytoplasm
Molecular function (GO): kynureninase activity; pyridoxal phosphate binding
Source: RefSeq, a predicted model, not a curated record
AUGUCUGAAGCUGAAAAGUUGGACGGGUUGUUCCCAACAUACAAGAGUAUGUUUGCCAUGCCCACAUUUGGGUCUCUAGGUGUCAAAGCACCGCAGAAAUCGUCUUUCGAUUCGGAGUCGAAAUCAAUCUAUUUCUGCGGGAAUUCCUUGGGUUUGUUGCCCUUGAAAACAAAAGAUGCGGUUGCCGAUGAAUUGAAUGCUUGGGCUAUGCGUGGAGUCGAGUCCCAUUUCAAUCACCCAGGCUCUGACAAGACGGCGUGGAAAGAUAUCGAUCUUCCUAUCUUGGAGCUUUUAGCGCCAAUUGUAGGUGCAAAUGUGCGCGAGGUGGCUGCUAUGAACUCGUUGACGGCCAAUUUGAAUGCUUUGCUUGUUGCAUUCUACAAGCCCGUUGGCAAAAAACUGAAGAUCUUGUUUGAAAAGCAAGCCUUUCCCUCUGACUACUAUGCGUUCUUGAACAUGGUAAAGUUACAUGGCUACGAUGAGUCGAAUUUAGUUCAGCUUCAAGUUCCCGAGGGAGAGACUUACUUGCGUACAGAUUUGAUUCUAUCUGCAAUUGAUCAAUAUAAGGAUGAAUUGGCCCUUGUCUGCUUGCCAGGAAUACAGUACUACACUGGCCAGUACUUUGACAUUAAGGAAAUCACUGCUCACGCACACAAGUACGGAAUUGUUGUUGGUUGGGAUCUUGCUCAUGCUGUUGGAAAUGUCCCAGUUGAGUUGCAUGCUUGGGAUGUCGACUUUGCUGUUUGGUGUUCCUACAAGUAUCUCAAUUCCGGGCCUGGUGCCAUAGGAGGAAUUUUCGUGCACGAAAAAUAUACCAAGGAUAAUGACACCACGCACUUUGCGCCUCGACUUGCUGGUUGGUGGGGAACCGACUCCGAGGAACGAUUCCAAAUGUUGGAGAAAUUUAAUCCUAUCCAAUCUGCUUUAUCAUAUCGACAAUCCAAUCCCAGUGUUUUAGAUUGUGUUGCGUUGCAGGCAUCGCUUGAGGUGUUUAGAGAGGCUGGAGGUGUCCUGACGUUGAGAAAGAAGAGCUUGGCUCUCACGAAUUACAUGCAAAAAUUACUUACGCUGUCUCCAUUUUAUCUUCCACAAGACUCUGACAGUACUACUUACGGCUUCAAAAUUCUCACUCCGCUGGAUGAGAACUCUAGAGGAGCUCAACUCUCACUCUUGUUCCAGCCCGCCUUUGAAGAAGAAGAGAAAAACGUAAUGAUGGGUGUGUUCAACUACCUUCAUGAUCGAGCAAUCAUUUGCGACGAGAGACGACCCGGUGUUAUUCGUCUUGCACCAGCACCCUUGUAUAAUACUUUUGAGGAAGUUGCCAUUGUUGUACAGAGACUCAAUGAGGGAUUGGCGGAACAUAGAAAGACAUUGUGA